AUGCCAAAAUAUCCCGACCCAAUGUCCAAUAUUUCCAACUUCAAGAUCAUUGAAUCUACACUGAGAGAGGGUGAGCAGUUUGCAAACGCCUUUUUUGAUACAGCAAAGAAAGUCGAGAUUGCAAAGGCACUGGAUGCCAUCGGUGUUGAUUACCUCGAGCUGACUUCUCCUGCUGCUUCUGAACAAUCCUACAAUGACUGCAAGACAAUCUCUAGUCUUGGUUUGAAAGCCAAGAUCCUCACCCAUGUACGCUGCCAUAUGGACGAUGCCAAGCUGGCAAUCGACACUGGUGUAGACGGACUUGAUGUAGUCAUUGGUACAUCAAGCUAUCUACGCGAAUUCUCUCAUGGAAAGGAUAUGGAGUACAUCACCAAUAAAGCCAUUGAGGUGAUCAAUUACAUCAAGAGCAAAGGUCUCGAGGUCCGUUUCUCCACCGAAGACUCCUUCCGUUCAGAUCUUGUUGAUCUCUUGAGCAUCUACAAAGCUGUUGAUAAGAUUGGUGUCACACGCGUGGGUAUUGCCGACACAGUCGGAUGUGCAAACCCUCGUCAGGUUUAUGAGCUUGUUAAGACUUUACGCAGUGUGGUUAGCUGUGACAUUGAGUGUCAUUUCCACAAUGACACAGGAUGUGCUAUUGCUAAUGCUUAUGCAGCACUUGAGGCUGGUGCAACCCACAUAGAUACGUCCGUGCUCGGAAUUGGUGAGCGUAAUGGUAUUACUCCCUUGGGCGGACUAUUGGCACGCAUGUACGCCGGUGAUAAGGAGUACGUCAAGAACAAGUAUGAUUUGACAAUGAUCCGUGAGGUUGAGAACAUUGUUGCCGAGGCUGUCGAGGUCACUGUGCCAUUCAACAACUACAUUACUGGCUAUUGUGCUUUUACCCACAAGGCCGGAAUUCACGCCAAGGCUAUUCUUAACAACCCUUCGACUUAUGAGAUCCUGAACCCUCAAGAUUUUGGUAUGACGCGAUAUGUCAGCAUUGGUCAUCGUCUGACAGGCUGGAAUGCAGUCAAGAAUCGUGUUGAACAGCUUGAUCUUGAUCUGACAGAUGAGGAUGCCAAGCGAGUGACUGCCAAGAUUAAGGAAUUAGCAGAUGUCCGUCCUCUGUCUCUUGACGAUGUCGAUACUCUCUUGCGUACUUAUCACCAUGCAAAGGGGACCGGUGGACAUACUAGUGUAUUUGACAAGAUUGAUACUCCUGAUAAGAUUGCUGAUAUUAGUGUACCAAAGCAAACAAAGUAA
This is a messenger RNA of Phycomyces blakesleeanus NRRL 1555(-), 1242 nucleotides long. RefSeq lists its product as hypothetical. The transcript is spliced from 3 exons. Gene Ontology annotation, molecular function: homocitrate synthase activity. Gene Ontology annotation, cellular component: mitochondrion. The record is from RefSeq and is a predicted model, not a curated record. Bases 1 to 1242 code for a protein of 413 amino acids. Lineage: Eukaryota; Fungi; Mucoromycota; Mucoromycetes; Mucorales; Phycomycetaceae.